AAAAAUUGAAAAUUUGUGAAAAUAUUUGAAAAUUCUUCCAAAAUAUCGAAUUUAAUAAAAUAAAAUAUUGUGUGGAAGUGUAAUUUAGCAAAAAUUAUGCUAUAGAAACGCGUUGAAGAUAAAAAAUCAACAUCAGUAAAAAUAAAAAUAAAUUUUGAGAAAAAUUGUGAAAUUAUGUAAGUUUUGUGUCUCGUUUAGUGAAAAGCCAAUUGCAAUUUAUGCUGAGAUAAAAAAGCUAAUUUGAGUAGAAACAUUUUUUUCACAUAUAUAGUAUUUCCACUUUGUCCGUCGAAUUGAAAAACAACAAAAGAUGCGUUCACGCAGCAAUUCAGGCGUACGCCUGGACUAUUACCAACGUAUUGUUCAUCGCUUGAUUAUGAGCCACCAGGAGCCCGUAACGGGUUUAUUUCCAGCAUCCAAUAUUAAUUCGCAUGCCUGGAUCAGAGAUAAUGUAUAUUGCAUAUUAGCAGUAUGGGGUCUGUCGAUGGCCUACAAAAAGAUAGCGGAUCAGGAUGAAGAUCGUGCCAAAUGCUAUGAACUAGAACAAAGUUGUGUUAAAUUAAUGCGUGGUCUCUUAAUGGCCAUGAUGAAUCAAAAGGAUAAAGUGGAAAAGUUUAAAAUAACUCAAAAUCCAUUGGAUUCUCUACAUGCAAAGUACUCUAGCAAAAACGGACAACCUGUUGUGGGUGAUGCUGAAUGGGGCCAUUUACAAAUCGAUGCGGUGUCAUUGUAUCUUUUAAUUUUGGCACAAAUGACAGCAUCGGGUCUUCAAAUUGUUUUCUCCUUAGAUGAAGUAUCAUUUAUACAAAAUUUAGUCUUCUAUAUUGAAUCGGCCUACUGUAUUCCCGAUUAUGGCAUCUGGGAACGUGGAGACAAAACAAAUCAUGGUGAACCAGAACUAAAUGCCAGUUCCAUUGGUAUGGCUAAGGCUGCUCUUGAGGCCAUGAACGAAUUAGAUCUAUUUGGUGCUCGCGGUGGUCCCGCUAGUGUUAUACAUGUAUUGGCUGAUGAGGCACACAAGUGUCAAGCUGUUCUACAAUCAAUGUUACCGCGUGAAUCCAAUAGUAAAGAACUUGAUUCGGGACUUUUAUGUGUUAUUGGAUUUCCAGCCUUUGCUGUCGACGACCCACAAUUGAUACGUAAUACCAAAGAUGCCAUCUUACAUCGUUUACAAGGUAAAUACGGUUGUAAACGUUUCCUACGUGAUGGCUAUCGUACACCCAAAGAGGAUCCCACACGUUUGUACUACGAAAGAUGGGAAUUGCGUAUGUUUGAGAAUAUUGAAUGUGAAUGGCCAUUAUUUUAUUGUUAUUUGAUAUUGUUCCAUGCAUUUCAAUCUGAUAAGUUGGCCGUUAAAGAGUAUGCAGAUCGUUUGGAGCAAAUAAUGGUUCGUGGAGAUGAUGGUAUACUUUUAAUACCCGAGAGUUAUGCGGUAACACAUGAUACUGUACCACAAGAAUAUCAAAUGCCAGGAUCACAACCAAGAGAAGUUGUAGGACGCUGUCCAUUUUUGUGGGGUCAAUCUCUAUUCAUUUUAGGCAGAUUAUUACAAGAGGGCUUUCUAGCGGUGGGUGAAUUAGAUCCCCUCAAUCGUCGUUUGGGUGCUCAGAAAAAGCCAGAUGUUGUCGUACAGGUUGUUAUAAUUGCUGAAGAUAAUGAAAUACGUGAUAAAUUGGCUGAAUAUGAUUUGCAUGUACAAACCAUAGCUGAGGUGGCACCAAUUGAAGUUCAACCAGCUCGUGUUUUAAGUCAUUUGUAUACGUAUUUGGGUAGAAAUCGUAAAUUGGGUUUGACUGGUCGUAAGUCUCGUGAUGUGGGUAUAUUAAGUACGAGUAAAUUGUAUUCGUUAAAAGAUAGAAUAUUUGCUUUUACGCCACAGUUUGUCGACCUAUCACGUUUUUAUAUUGCCUCCGACAAUGAGUUAAUGAUUGAUAUUUUAAAGGGCGAAAUUAAUUUUCUUAAGUCCGCUUGGGAUUUGCUUGGACGUCCCUUGGUUACUUUAGUUUUGAAGAAAAUUCAUUUAGAUCAAGAUAGAAUACCCUUGGCCAUGAUACAAACAAUGCGUAAACUAAAAUCGGGUUAUAUUAAUGGUACUCGUGUUAUGUUGGGCAAUCUUAAGGACUUCCUGAAUACAUCGGCUAUAACUGAUUUAAGCUUUUUGGGAAGUACCGAAGAUGGUUAUCCCGAUCGUUUACAUCCCGAUGUACAGACAUAUUUGGAUGAACAUUUAUUGCGUUCAUUUAGUCAUCGUAAUACUAUGAACCUAAGAGGUGGUCAACUGCGUCCCCGACAUUUAAGACGACGCAUGUCCUGCAAAGGAGCUAUUAAGAAAACUAGAUCUAUUAACGUAGAUUCUGAUAACUUGGGUAUGGAGGGUCCUACACCUUUGACCGAAAGACGUUUAUCAUCGAUUGUACCACCACCUUGGUUACAGGCUAAUCAACAGACCCCAUUAAAUUCAUUCACCAUCACACCUGAGGGAAGUUCUACUAAUACGAAUCAAAAUCGUUCGGAGGUGUUGAUACGUGAGAAUAUUUAUCCAAUUGAUAUCAAUCAUAGUCGUUCAGCCAUUGAAAAACGCAGUGAGUUUGCUAGACAACAAGAAAUCAACAAUGUUCCUAAAAUUCUUGUGCAACGCCAUCGUACGGAUACAAAUUUUGCCGAUACAGAAGUGGAAGAGUUAAUAGCCAUGCUAAGAGAAACGGAAAAUUUAGAAGAACAAGGUGAUAUCUUACAAUAUUUAGUUGAUACCCAAGGAUUAGAUUUCAAUACAGCCGGCUUAGGACUUAAACAAAAAUCAUCAUCGUCCUCUUCCUCCUCUUCUGUAAUUGAUCCAACCCUUGUGGAGGAAUCAACAUACGAUGAGUUAGCUUUUAAAAGUACUGCUUCGAAGCCUCCAUUACCACCAUCUGCACUGUUGGUGGUGCCCCAUGAUGAGCCAGCAUCUUUUAAUAAUACCAACAAUGUCAAUGUUAUUAAUUCCUCUCACUCUGAAGGCAUGCUGGAAGAGGGACGUGUCGUUACUGUACGCGAUUUACUCAAGGGCUUAUACGAAAAGGCUUGUCAGCAAAAACUCUGGGGUUUGGUACGUCAUACCGCCGGUAUGUUGGGUAAGCGAGUGGAGGAUUUAGCCAAAGCAGUUACCGAUUUGUUGGUACGUCAGAAACAAGUGACCGUGGGCAUGCCACCGAAUAAUGAGUUUACCAUAACGGCUCCCUUGCCCGAAGCUGAUUUAAGGCAGUUGAUACAUGAUGCUUAUGGUGAUGAUGAAAGUACCGCUAUGUUGACACAAGAAUUAAUGGUUUAUUUGGCCAUGUUUAUACGCACCGAACCACAGUUGUUCCAUGAAAUGUUACGUCUUAGAGUUGGUCUUAUUAUCCAAGUUAUGGCUAAAGAGUUAUCACGUACUUUGAAUUGCGAUGGUGAAGCGGCCUCGGAACAUUUGUUGAAUUUGUCACCGUUUGAAAUGAAAAAUCUUUUAUAUCAUAUUCUAAGUGGCAAAGAAUUUGCUGUAAGCAGUGUGGCUCGUGGUAAUCUAUCCAUUGUUAGCUGUAAAUCCAGUCGUGUUAGCAAGAAGAGUCAAAUUGGUUUGGGUGAUCCGGAGGGUGAAGAUGCCCUAAUCGCCAGCAUUGACGAUAGACAGGGACAAUGGUUACGUAGACGUCGUCUAGAUGGUGCUCUUAAUCGUGUACCACGUGAUUUCUAUUCGCGUGUCUGGUCAGUUUUGGAAAAAUGUCAAGGUUUGGCCAUAGAAGGUCGUAUUCUACAACAGAGUUUAACUCAAGAAAUGACUCCUGGCGAGUUAAAGUUUGCCUUGGAAGUUGAGACAGCCUUAAAUCAAAUUCCCCAACCAGAAUAUCGUCAAUUGGUGGUGGAGGCUUUAAUGGUUUUGACUCUGGUAACCGAACAUAAUAUGGUACCAAAUUUGGGUGGUAUUAUAUAUGUCGAACAUUUGGUGCAUAAAGCCAAUCAAUUGUUUUUGGAAGAUCAACGUAAGGUUCAGGGUGAUGCUACUCUCUGCUGUGCCAAAUCCAAAGAUGGUAAAGAACAACAUCAGGCUGCCUCUGGUAUGUUGUUGUGUGGUGGUGCUGCAUAUAUUUGUCAACAUUUGUACGAUAGUGCUCCCAGUGGCAGUUAUGGCACUAUGACUUAUAUGGCACGUGCUGUUGCUUUGGUCUUGGAUUGUCUUCCCAAACACGGUGAAAUGGAAUGCGCCAUUUCCUAAUCAUUUUAUAACGUAUACGUUCUUUUUCGAAUGAGUUUCAUCUCAUGCUUUAAUUUUGCUGAAUUUUAAGUUUGCUAUUUAACCAUUACAAUACACAUUACAAUAAAAAAGUGUUUUAGUUGUUUAAUUA
Lucilia cuprina (Australian sheep blowfly) is the source of this 4355-nucleotide messenger RNA. RefSeq names its product probable phosphorylase b kinase regulatory subunit alpha. Bases 311 to 4225 code for a protein of 1304 amino acids. Gene Ontology annotation, cellular component: phosphorylase kinase complex. The transcript has 12 exons. Gene Ontology annotation, molecular function: calmodulin binding. Gene Ontology annotation, biological process: glycogen metabolic process. The record is from RefSeq and is a predicted model, not a curated record. NCBI's taxonomy places the organism in Eukaryota, Metazoa, Arthropoda, Insecta, Diptera, Calliphoridae.